Molecule: messenger RNA, 351 nt
Organism: Penicillium chermesinum
Lineage: Eukaryota; Fungi; Ascomycota; Eurotiomycetes; Eurotiales; Aspergillaceae
Product: anthrone oxygenase family protein
Exons: 2
Coding region: 1-351 (116 amino acids)
Source: RefSeq, a predicted model, not a curated record
AUGGUCGAGUCAUUCCAAAAGGACAACGUGCCAUCGGCCCAAGUAGCGCGGCAGUGGAAGAACCUGUAUGACCUCGGAAAGUCUCAGAACCCCCCCGCUCGCAGCCGCCGUGGGCUCUGCUUUCUUAGCGCGCUCUUCUCUGCGGCUGCGGCUCUCUGUAUCAGUAUUGUGCCGUACACCUUGGUGGUGAUGAAAAAGACGAAUGAUGCGCUUGCGAUGAAGGGCAGUUCUAAGUCUGAAUCCGACUCCGAUCUCGUGGGCUUGCUUCAGAGAUGGGGCACCCUGAAUCAGCUUCGGGGCGUUUUCCCCACAGCUGCCGCUAUCUGCGGGCUGGUCGCCGCUUUCCUGUGA